AAAAAAAAAAAAAAAAAAUAAAAAUAAAAAUUAUACACGUUUGAGAAAUCAAUCAAAGGAGAAGAAACAAAACUCCAACCCAACAACCAGAGGGAAUUCAUAUUUUAUUUAUCAGUUUUAAUCGUUUAAUUUCAAAACUGUUGUUCUGGCGGUUUCAUACUAGGUCCAGGUACAUGGCUUGAUUCAUUCACUUUACUUCGUCUGUCGUUUGUCAUCAUCUGUUGAGCAUUUGUACUUCCCCUCCACCCCUCCCUUAAAAGAUACGCUUUACGCGGUUAGUUCCUUUCCUCCUUAUCCCGCUGUCUUCCCUUGUCUCUUUACAACCACUACUUCAACCACAUCAAAUCAACAGUAUUGAGUCCAUCUAGAGGUAGUUGUCAUCCUUAUACAGCAUCAUCAACUGAUCAUCAUGGAUACUCCAGGUCCUUACUUGCUUCUUCUGACUUUACUGGAAGAAGUAAGAUCAAGUUUGGUAUUACAUCCUCAAAUCACUACUUUAAAUCAAUUAUUCUUAAAGUAUUUGAAAGAACCAAGAUAUCAAUCUCCUUUAACUAUAGUUGAAUUAUCUCAUUUAUUUCAAUACUUUUAUCGUGAUUUGAAAUCAUUAGUUAUAAAUAUCUUUACUCAAUCAAAUUCAACUAAAAAGCAACUUAUAUCAGUAUCAAAUUAUUUUAAUUCAAAUCCUAAAAAGUUUGAUUAUUUAUUAGCCAUUGCUAAUUAUAGUCCAUCAUCUAUUAAAUUAUUAAAAAGAUCAGAUCCUGAUGCUAUUCUUCAAUUAAGAAUCUUUAAUUAUUAUAAAUUUUUAAUCAUUUUUGAAAGUUUAGAAUUAGCUCAAUUAAAUUUAUUUAAUUCAAUUAAUAAUGAUGAUAUUAAAUUAUAUGAUAAAAUUUUUAAAUUUGAUCAAAAAGAUAUUAUUUAUCAAGAAUUUUUAACAGAAAAAUUAACUCUUUUAAAAUCAUUAAAUUUAUCAUUCAGUUAUUUUAUUGAAUCAAAUAGUAAUAAUAAAGAUAAUCAAAAAUUAAUUAAAUUCAUAAAUUCCAUUAAUAAAGUUGAUAUAAUCUUAAUUCAAAAGAUUUUUAAUGAUUUAAAUUGUAAAAAUUUAACUCCUUAUUCAAAAUUAUCUAAUAUUGUUUUAAUUCAUAAAUUAUUAAUUAAAAAUUUUAUUAAAAGUGGUCAAUUUAAAAAUAAUGAAAUUAAUAAUGAUGUUUUAUUACCUACUUUGAUUUAUCUUAUUAUUUAUAAAUUAAAUACUCAAGAUCUUUAUUUAAAUUUCUUAUUUAUUAAGAAUUUUUUAAAUUUAUUAGAUCCUUAUAGAGUGGAAAUUUUUCCCUUAAAUUUAUAUGCAUCAUCAAAUUAUAAUCCAACUGUUGAUAAAGCUAGUAAUAAAUAUUAUAAAACAGGGGAUUUAUUUGAAUUUUUAAACAUUUCAACUGAUGGUAAUAAUAAUGAAACUACUAAUAAUCAAGAUGAUCAAAAUGAUAUUCAACAACAACAACAACAACAGAUUCAAGAAGGAGGUUUAUCUACUGAUGAAUUCUUCACUAAUGAUAAAGAUAUGAUCAAUUAUUUAUCUGAAACCUACAUUAACAAUGGUGAAUUAAGUUAUUAUUUAACUAAUUUUGAAGCUAUCAUUGUAUUUUUAUCAAAUAUCACUGUUAAUGAAUUAUUAUCUCAUAAUUCUUCAUCAUCACCUGAAGAAGUUGAAAAGUUAAUUUCAGAAGCAUCAUCAAAUAAGUUACUUACAAGUCCAAUUAGUAAAUUAGUGGAUGAAGAACUUUUAUCUCAUUUCCAAUUCCCGGAUGGGAAAUUAAAUGAAGAAAUACUGGGAUCUCAAGCAGAUUUAAAUGCUAUUAAUCAAGAUCCUUCACAAGAACAGCUUUCAACACAAUCAUCACAAUCUCAAGUGCAUACCGAAACUCAACCUCAACCACAAACUCAAAAUAGAUCAAGAUCUUCUUCCAUACUUAAUACUAUCAGUAAUAGAAUCAAUGAAACAAGAACAAGAUCAAAUAGUUCAAUCAUGAAUACUUUAAAACAAUCUAAUUCUGCAUUAUCAAAAGAAAGUUUUCCUACUUUAAUGGAUUCUAAUUCUAAUGAUUCAUCCUCUAUUCAAACUGAUUCAUUAGAUUUAAAUAAUGGAUUUAAUAUGAUGAAAAAUAUUUUAGGAAGAUUUAGUUCAUCAGUUGGUAAUAGUCAACCAUCUGAUUUUUUUAGUCCUUUACCAUCCCAACCUCAACAAAUGGAUGAAAUGGUAAAUUCAGGAUUAGAAUCUUCAAGUCCUCAAAGAAGAUCAGCAUCAUUGAUAAAUAAAUUAUCCCCUCAUCAUUCAAGAACCCGAUCUUCAUCAUUAGAAACUGCAUUAAACGGUAAUAAUACCACUUUUGUUAAUGGUAUUCAUUAUAAAAGAAAUUCAAUUACGGCUAAAUUAAGUAAUGGUGUAACUGAAUUCAUGACUAAAUUAAAUAAUCAACCUGCAUUACCAAAUUCGGCUUCCACUAUAGUGUUACCAAGUCAAGCUCAAGAUCAACAAGAACCACCAACACCAUCAUCUACCACAUCUCAUCAUCAAAGUAAUGGAAGUAAUGGUAGCACAGAUACUAUUAAUAAAAAUAUUUCCAAUAUUUCAUUACAUUCAUUAGAUAAUGAACAUAUUGAUUCAAAUGGAGCCAAUAUAUUUUCAACAACACCAUCCAAAAAGGGAGGUGAAAGUAGAAGUAGAGGUACAAGUUUACAAAUUAUGGAUAAAUUUUUUAGUAAUAUUAGUCAACAAUCUCAAAAAUUUAUGAUGCCAGCUAGUACUUCAAGUAGUUUAGAUCAACAUAUUUCAAAUCAUUCUCGAUCACAAUUGCAUUUACAAUCUCAACAUUCUGAUCUAAAUUUAUCAAAUAAUCAAUUAUUUAAAUUUCAUCAAAUGGAUUUUGAUUCAUUAACGAUUAAAGAUUUAAAAGAAUUAAAACUGUCUUAUGAUCAAUUAUGCACUCAAUAUUUAUUAUUAUCAUCAUCAUCAACUGGUACAAUAACUUCAUUAGAGAAUAAUGCUGGUAGUGGUAUAGUGCCAGAAGGUUCUAUUUCAAUUUCAAAUGUUUCUGCACCCGCAUCAGCAGGUGUCACCGCAAGUUCAACCAGUGCAUCUAUUGCUGAAGAAGAUGAACACGAAGACCAAAUUGAUUCAGAAAGAAAGAGCGGUAUAGAAGUAUUAGAUGAUGCUAAUGAAGAAGGAGAAGGAUUAGAAGUAGGUGAACAAGUUGGGGAACAUCAAGAAGAAGAAGAAGAUGAUGAUGAUGAGGAAGAGGAGGAUUCAACAUCGAAUGGUGAUUCAGGUAGUGAUGAGGUUGCUAGUGGUGAUACCAUUGCCACUGAUUCUUUAGCUCAAGUUGCUAAGAUAGUUGAUCUUCCGGUAUUAGAUGCCAUAGCUGCAUCUGCUACCAUUGAUUCUGUCUAAAGUCAAGGUUAGGGUAACGACUAAUUGUCAGAAUCUUUUUACGGUUAUAUCGUUAGGUUAAUAUUUUUUUAUUUAUUUAUUUAUAAUCAUAUUCAUAUUCAUAUUCAUAUAUAUAUAUCUAUUAAUAGAUUGGGAUAAAAUAUACAUACAAAUUGU
This is a messenger RNA of Scheffersomyces coipomensis, 3598 nucleotides long. RefSeq lists its product as uncharacterized. NCBI's taxonomy places the organism in Eukaryota, Fungi, Ascomycota, Pichiomycetes, Serinales, Debaryomycetaceae. The coding region runs from base 410 to 3442 and encodes 1010 amino acids. The record is from RefSeq and is a predicted model, not a curated record. The transcript has a single exon.